Molecule: messenger RNA, 1702 nt
Organism: Alosa sapidissima (American shad)
Lineage: Eukaryota; Metazoa; Chordata; Actinopteri; Clupeiformes; Clupeidae
Gene: ubxn2a
Product: UBX domain protein 2A
Exons: 7
Coding region: 156-911 (251 amino acids)
Biological process (GO): Golgi organization; proteasome-mediated ubiquitin-dependent protein catabolic process; autophagosome assembly
Cellular component (GO): nucleus; cytosol
Molecular function (GO): ubiquitin binding
Source: RefSeq, a predicted model, not a curated record
GUUGGCGAGACGGUGCACCUACGUCAUACAGAUUGACGUACCGCGUCCGCGCCAGCAGCUGUGAUGAAAAAACAGGCCAGUACCAGAAACUUCAUGAGCUUAACAGCUGAGUGAUUUGCGAGAAAAAACCUGUCAGAUGGACAGUAGAAAACAUAAUGAAAGACAUUGAUACGAUAGAAGGGGUCAAAGAUGACUUGUGGUGUGAAGGGGCAGAGAAUGAGGAAGAUGAGGAGCACCCCGUGAGGCACAGCUUCUCGGUGGAGGACCUUCUGGACGAGGUGGAGAAGAUCAGCAGCGCUGCCUCGGGGAACCAGAAGGUUGAAAUAGUGGUGAGGCUGUGGAAAGAUGGCUUCACUCUUAAUGACGAGGAGCUCCGCAGUUACACUUCAGAGGAGAACCAGGAGUUCCUGGAGGCCAUCAAGAGAGGGGAGCUGCCUCUGGAGCUGGAGAGCCGAGCAGAGGAGGAGGAGUUGGAGGUGAACGUCGAGGACAUGAAAGAUGAUAUGUACGUCCCCAGGAAAAAGAUCUUCCACCCAUUCUCAGGGAGGGGGUACAGACUGGGAAGUGUGGCACCGAGGGUGGUGGCCAGAUCCCGGUCAGUGCACGAGGACGCCAGCGACCCUCCGCUGCCCGUUGUGGAGCUAAAGGACGACCAGCCGGUCACCUCGCUGCAGAUCUGGCUGGCUGACGGGCGGCGCCUGGUCCAGAGGUUCAACCUCUCUCACCGGAUCAGCGACGUGCAGGACUUUGUGGGCCAGACCCAGGCGACGGAGGCGCCCUUCAUCCUGACCACGUCUCUGCCCUUCAGGGAGCUGACGGAGGGAGGCCUCAGCCUGGCCGAGGCUGACCUGAGUAACGCCGUCAUCGUGCAGAGGCCCCUCAACACACACGCCCCCUUCGGACAUUCCUGACUUCAAGGCAACCAGAGCCCUCCCUCACCUGCACACACACACACACACACACACACACAUAUGCACAUGUGCACACACACACAGGCACCCCUAACUAGCCCUCCCCCCACUCUUGCACCCCGCACAUCCCUGCCUCCCUAGAUAAAGGGAUGACGCACAGAGACUCCAAAAUCACUUGACUCUUUUACUCUCUCUCUCUUUCUCUCUCUUUGUCUGUUCUAUUCAUUAUUCGUCAUGGACUUGCUGUUCACGGGAACAAACACAAACACAAACACACAAGGAAAAAUCCAGGCCAUACCUUCUACCACCAACGCCAGCGUCCAUUCUACUAGUGCUUUUGCCCUGUCUUGAUUCACGCCAUCCCCUGCCUAACCUUAAAUGCUACACAAGGACUCGACUCAAGUCGGAAGACUGUAAAGUGCAGGUCAUCGACAGGGCUUCCCUUGAUGUGGUGCAGCGUUUGCACCUCGCCACGGCUUUGUAUAUCACUGUGUACAGAACCUUAAUGUGAAACAGAUACAGUCAGCUCUGGGCAUGGUGGCUGAGCCUGCUUCAGUCACACAGCAAGGAAUGUUGUAUCUUUAAGUAAGCGUCCAGUCUGCAAUGCGAGACUAGUUAUGUAUAUCAAAGCAAAGCGAAUGGAAAUAUGUGAAAUUAUGCUGUUAUCUUGGAAUGUGUUUGAUUGUUCAGUUGCUUGCUGAAAGAAAGAAUUCAUGCACUUUUUUGCGUUCUUCUGGAGAUACAUGGAUGACCAAUGCCUGCAAUAAUAAAGAAAUAUUAAACAAAAUCAA